CGACGACGAUGACGGGUGUGUUUUCCUCCUUUUCCUGUCAGGCGGAGGCUCCUCCUCCCUCUUGAGUCCGCAGCCGCCGCGGGAGUGACUGCGCUUGUUGUCUGGGGUCCUGGAAGCGACGCUUGUCUGCGGCCUUCCUUCCUUUCUCUCUCUCCGCGUUGAGGCGACGAAGGAGCGCUCCCAGCCUUGAGAUUUUGAAAAGGAGGGUGUCAAGGAGUCUUUGUUGUAAAUCGCAGUGUAAACGCUGGACUGAACCAACCACCAGCCUAGAAGUGCAAGCAGACAGAUGUGGGUGAUUGACUCAUGGCCGCAGAUAACCCAAUUCAUUUAUCCUGUGUUAACUGUAACUUGGACACAUUCUUUAGACUUGGCAGAUCAUUUGUCUUUGGUGGAUGACUACAUAGGUCAGUCAAUCUUCCGGGACCCCCGCCCUGCUUUCAAGUUAAGGAAUCCUUUCACACAGACAGGAUGACUCAUCAAUGGGAUGGCUGUUCAGACAGCAGAAAGGUGCUUGUGUUAGACAGGAACUUCCACAUUCUCUGGAGGAGCAAGUCCCAUCCUAGCUGCAGUCUGCUCCCCCACCCUGUUGUUGUGUCCCUUGAAGAUGUUUACAACUUAGGACAACCCUAAGGUGAACGUAGCAUGGAGUUUCUUGGCAAGAUUUGUUCAGAGAGAUCUACUGUACUUGAAAACUUACAGAAAGCUUUGUAGCUUGUGUACAUCCCAACAGUAUUGUACCUGAAUAAUUUUACUCGCAAAAUGAAGAGGAUCAAGGAGGCAGUUAAAGCUGAAGAGUCAGUUCAUCAAGCACUGCAGAGAACAAAAAAACAGAAAACAGGUUUCUAUAAUUCGAUGUUUAACAUAUCAGAUCCUUUCCAUUCGAGGGACUGGGGAAACCUGCCGCACCAUGUUGUCUUGCACAUCUUUCAGUGCCUGCCUCUUGUUGAUCGUGCACGUGCCUCUUCAGUUUGUCGGAGAUGGAAUGAAGUGUUUCAUAUCCCCGAUCUUUGGAGAAAGUUUGAAUUUGAGCUUAAUCAGCCUGCUACAUCAUACUUAAAAUCUACUCACCCAGAUCUCAUCCAGCAGAUUAUUAAGAGGCAUGCUAAACAUUUGCAGUAUGUCAGUUUCAAGGUUGAUAGUAGUACUGAGUCCGCAGAAGCUGCAUGUGACAUCCUUUCACAGCUGGUGAAUUGUUCCAUCAAGACACUCGGAUUGAUUUCAACAGCAAAGCCAAGUUUCAUGAAUGUGGCCAAGGCUCAUUUUGUUUCGGCACUCACAGUAGUAUUUGUCAAUUCAAAGUCAUUAUCUUCCAUCAAGAUUGAAGAUACGCCUGUAGAUGAUCCAUCCUUGAAGGUCCUUGUUGCUAACAACAGUGAUACAUUAAAAUUGCUUAAAAUGAGCAGCUGUCCUCAUGUGUCACCUGCUGGAAUUCUUUGUGUUGCUGAUCAAUGUCAUGGCCUUAGAGAGCUUGCUCUUAAUUACUAUCUGCUAAGUGAUGAACUGUUGCUGGCACUUUCAAGUGAGAAGCAUGCUAAUCUUGAACAUCUACGUAUAGAUGUUGUCAGUGAGAAUCCUGGACAGAUUGAGUUUCACACCAUCAAAAAACAAAGCUGGGAUGCACUCAUUAAACACUCCCCCAAAGUCAAUAUUGUGAUGUAUUUCUUCCUGUAUGAGGAAGAAUUUGAUGCUUUUUUCAGGGAGGAAACACCAGUAACUCAUCUGUACUUUGGCCGUGCAGUAAGCAAAGCAAUGCUUGGUCGUAUUGGAAUGAAUUGUCCAAGACUGAUUGAAUUGGUUGUCUGUGCCAAUGGUCUGCAGCCCUUGGAUGAUGAACUCAUUCGCAUUGCUGAACGCUGUAAGAAUUUAACUGCCAUGGGACUUGGUGAAUGUGAGGUUACAUGCCGAGGCUUCAUUGAGUUUGUAAAAAUGUGUGGAGGCAGGCUCACUCAGCUAUCCAUUAUGGAAGAAGUACUUAUUCCAGACAAUGACUACAAUCUGGAUCAAAUUCAUUCAGAAGUUUCUAAGCUUCUUGGAAGAAUGUGGUUCCCUGAUAUGAUGCCAACAUGGUAAACUAUAGAACAAAUGGCUGUAGUUUUCAAAACUUGCUGUACAGUGUGGCUUUCUAUGCAAAUAAGGAAACUUAAAUAUAAAACAAUAUUGUAUUGUUUUCCUUCUUAAUUCAUUGCAUAGUGGUAGUGCUGUGCCACUUUAAAAAUGGAAUACAGCAUAUACUAAAUACAUAUUGAAAGUGUGUUUGUUAGAUAUAUUUGCUUAGUUUAUUCUCCAGUUAAUUGGAGGGAUUCAAUUUGAUUUACGUUUAAUUGUUAAGCUCUCAGUUUAGUACAAAGUACUACAGUGCUAGUAUUUCUGACAUGGCUAAACAGUUUAGCCUUUGGGGGGUUUUUGAACUUCCAUUUAAAGUGUUGUUUCUCCUGUUCUUUUAAUAAAAAGUAAUGGUGAUGUAAAAA
Messenger RNA from Sceloporus undulatus (fence lizard), 2468 nucleotides. Its product is annotated as F-box/LRR-repeat protein 21-like. Gene Ontology annotation, molecular function: protein binding. The record is from RefSeq and is a predicted model, not a curated record. Bases 760 to 2070 code for a protein of 436 amino acids. Gene Ontology annotation, biological process: regulation of cell cycle; G2/M transition of mitotic cell cycle; entrainment of circadian clock by photoperiod. The transcript has 9 exons. NCBI's taxonomy places the organism in Eukaryota, Metazoa, Chordata, Lepidosauria, Squamata, Phrynosomatidae. Gene Ontology annotation, cellular component: cytosol; SCF ubiquitin ligase complex; nucleus.